Molecule: messenger RNA, 1218 nt
Organism: Cladophialophora immunda
Lineage: Eukaryota; Fungi; Ascomycota; Eurotiomycetes; Chaetothyriales; Herpotrichiellaceae
Exons: 1
Coding region: 229-1218 (329 amino acids)
Source: RefSeq, a predicted model, not a curated record
CACGGUAGUUGUUUCUCGAUACCUACCUACGCGACAUCACUCUUUACCUGAAGUGUGCAAUCUUCCAGGCCGUCAGGUCUCCUCCAUAGUACAGAUUCACCAGACAUACACAGGCACAUUCUGAUCGGCGACACCACAACGCAUUCACACACGAUAUUCCACACCUAUAGAAACAAGGAAAGAGAGAGAGAGAGACACACACACACACGUACACAAUCUUCGAGCAUCAUGCCUCUCUACGCCUCGGUGCACGUCUCCCCCUCGAUCCCGUGGACCGCGCCCAACGGCAAACCCGGCGGGCCCUGGUCGCCGAUCGCCUGCACACUGGUGCACACGCCCAAGCACGCCGUGCUGGUCGACACGCCCAUCACGGUGGCGCAGACCGAGGGCCUGAUCCGGUGGCUCGAGCAGACCCUGCACCCGGGCGCGGCGCUCGAGUACAUCUACAUCACGCACGGGCACGGCGACCACUGGUUCGGGCUGAACAUGCUGCUGCGCCGGUUCCCGGGGGCGCGCGCGGUCGCCACGCCGGGCACGAUCGCGCACAUGCAGGGCCAGAUGGCGCCGGCGGCGUUCCAAGCCAUGUGGGCAUCGCGGUUCCCGGGCCAGAUCGACACGGCGUUCCGGCUCGCGGAGCCGUUGCCGGAGAGCGGCACGUUCUAUUUGCCCUUCGACGACGACGACGACGACGAUCAUCGCAGAAAAGAGGGAGGGGAGAAAGGUGGUGAUGGGAAAGAAGAGGGCUACAAGUUCCAGGCCGUCGAGGUCGGCCACACGGACACGCACUCGUCCACGGUGCUGUUUGUGCCGCACCUCCGGCUCGUGGCCGCGGGCGACGUCGUCUACGGCGACGUGCACCAGAUGCUGGGCGAGGCCAGCACGCACGCCCUGCGCAUGGAGUGGGUGCGCGCCGUCGAGACCGUCGCCGCGCUGCGGCCUGCGCCCGAGGUCGUCGUCCCGGGCCACGUCAAGCCCGACGAGCUGUGCGGCGCCUGGCACCUCGAGCGCACCCGCCGCUACAUCCUCGACUUUGACGCGCUGGUCGAGGGCGGCCGCGGCCGACAGGUCAAGAACGCCCGCGAGCUCGUGGCCCGGAUGAAGGAGCUGUGGCCCACGCGGUUCAACGACGGGGCGCUGAUUGUCGGCGCCAUCAACGCCUUCAAGGCCAAGGAGAAGGAGCACGGAAAGGCCAAGGCCAAUGACGGGGGGAAAUUGUGA